GGAAGUAAUGACCUUAUUGUUGCUAGCUUCACGGAACUGUAACAAGUAACAGUAAAUCAAGGGAGACUUACCUGUAAUGUUUUUAUUAUAAACAAAUUCUGAGAUUUACGGGACAUUGCUGUUUGUGUUACAUUAGGGCACGGAGUGUGGAUUUUUAGUGCUAGUAAUGUGUGUUUUUCAGGAGGCUUCCUAGUAUUUGUCAGUACGUACAACGCUUUUUUUUUCAUUUCUGCUGUAAAGUAUUGUACUGUUUUUCUUAAAUACAAACCAAAUCUGAUAAAAUAAUAUUUAUUAUCAAUUUAGUGUAUAUACCGAUUAUUUUACGAAAAAAAAUAUAUGUAAUUUGAAAAGAAACGACCAAAUGCUUUGCAUUAGUGUACUUGUCUUCCUCUAUGAAUAGCGUCACACCUAAUAACACUGGCAUGUAUUGCAUAUGCAAUAGUAUUGGUUAUAAUUAGACGAAUGUAGUUAGUUUGCCAGUUAUAUAUAACGUCUUAAUAAAAAUACAAGUAAGAAAUAUUUCUGUCAUUAGCUUCAAACCGUAUACUGUUGGCCUGUCUUAAGAGGCGUUCUUUUUUCAUCCACAAUUAAAUCAUACCGUAGUCAUGCUACUGCCCUGUUUGAGGAGAGUUGUGAGGCCCACCCUGUCCUUGAAGCCUGGACUUUUCUUUGGGAGGGUUCACGAGAAUAAAGCUCUCCCAGUCCGUUUUGCAUUGCCCGUGAGACUGGCCCCAUGUCGGGGUUUGGGCACUCACUCACAUAAGGAACCUAUGGAGCCCCUGAACUCGCCACAGGGGGCACGGGAAUUCAUCUAUAGCCUUCACCCGACCGAACGGAGCUGCUUGCUGAGAGAACUGCACCGCUUUGAGUCCAUAGCUAUAGCACAAGAAAAACUGGAAAUGGCACCACCAACAUCUGCUCAACUGAGAUAUGUACUUCUACACAACGCAAUUCCUUUUGUUGGAUUUGGCUUCUUGGAUAAUGCCAUCAUGAUUGUAGCUGGAACACAGAUAGAAUUAUCAAUAGGAGUCAUCUUCGGCAUUUCAACCAUGGCAGCUGCUGCACUUGGAAAUCUUGUUUCUGAUUUAGCAGGAUUAGGUCUUGCAGGAUAUGUUGAAGCACUUGCCUCAAGACUUGGUCUACAAAUACCUGAUCUAACUCCAAAGCAAGUGGACAUGUGGCAAACAAGACUGAGUGCCCAUACAGGCAAAGCCAUAGGAGUGUUUAUUGGCUGUGUGUUAGGAAUGUUCCCUCUAUUGUUCCUCUCAGGAGAUGAAGAUGAAAAACUGGAAACAAAAAAGUAAUGCAGCGAUCGAUAGACUUGAAAGGCAAAAAGCUGAUUUUACCUCAAUUGGAAACAACCAAUGCCUCUCAAUAGGAAGGAAGAACAAACUAACCCCAUACAGUACGAGUACAAGUAGUUCUACUCUAUAUAGUAAUGUAUCUCAAUGCAAAUGCAGGCCUAGGUUAAAUAGAACACUAACAAUGAGCAUGACUUGCUUUUCUUAUUUAAUA
Polyodon spathula (Mississippi paddlefish) is the source of this 1515-nucleotide messenger RNA. RefSeq names its product transmembrane protein 65-like. Gene Ontology annotation, cellular component: mitochondrion. Lineage: Eukaryota; Metazoa; Chordata; Actinopteri; Acipenseriformes; Polyodontidae. The record is from RefSeq and is a predicted model, not a curated record. The transcript is spliced from 7 exons. Bases 606 to 1304 code for a protein of 232 amino acids. Gene Ontology annotation, biological process: regulation of cardiac conduction; cardiac ventricle development.